Tribolium castaneum (red flour beetle) is the source of this 988-nucleotide messenger RNA. RefSeq names its product larval cuticle protein A2B. The record is from RefSeq and is a predicted model, not a curated record. The transcript has 2 exons. Gene Ontology annotation, cellular component: extracellular matrix. Bases 479 to 886 code for a protein of 135 amino acids. Lineage: Eukaryota; Metazoa; Arthropoda; Insecta; Coleoptera; Tenebrionidae.
GUUAUAAAACUGUCACUUUGCGCAUAUACGAUCUCGUCGCUUUAAUUUCACUUCGUCUAUCUAAACAAAGAAAAUAGGAUUUUUUACGAUUCUGCGGUUAUAGUUUUGAUAUAUGUAGUAAAGUUGUAGCGUCGAAGCUACAUAUGUCACACGAUAUUAGGUCUUGGUAAGGAAGUUAACAUUUAUGGAGUCGAUUCCUCAUGUUGUUUUUAUUCAUACGAAGGCACUAAAGUGGCGGUGUUUUCGCUAAGAUCUUUUCAAAGACACUAUCACAAAUUUACGAAGUGUAAAGUAUUGAGCAACCACUCGCACGUCUACCUUUAACUAAGGAAGCGAAUACAUUAUUUUAUAUCUAGAGUACAUAAAAUAAAAUUAGUAUGCAGACACUUCAUCCAAUUACCAGUUCAAUAGUCUUGUCGCCUAUAAAAGCUCGCAACAAUACAUUUUCACUAUCAGUCAUCUAUUAUCACCCAUCGUCAUGACUUUGAUGUUCUUUAUCUUCGCCACGCUCAUGGCUUUAGCCAGGGGUGGACUCAUUGCGGCACCUGUCGCUCCUGUUGCUGUGCCCAGUCCUUUAUACUCGUUUGCGUACGACGUAAAGGAUUCGCUAACAGGUGAUUUCAAAAGCCAAGUUGAAACUCGCAGCGGAGGAGUCGUUCGAGGACAAUAUAGUGUUAUCGAUCCUGAUGGUACAAAACGCAUUGUGGAUUACACCGCCGAUCCUAUUCAUGGUUUCAACGCCGUCGUCAGGAAAGCUCCCAUUGUAAACGUCGUUCCUCCGGUAGUGGCACCAGCUCCGGUCGUACCGGCGCCGACCUUAGCCAGGUUCGCGCCGGUUAUUCCGAGACCCGCGCUGGGAAUCCCGCCACCAGUGGCAUAUUUUUAAUUCAACUCAGUAUUUAAAAGCUGCCCAGUAUUGUAUUUAUUAACAUUAAGUACCCAUUAUCUGUGUUAUUUUUUAUACAAUAAAAAUGAUAUUUUAAAGCAA